Racocetra persica is the source of this 920-nucleotide messenger RNA. The record is from the annotation of a GenBank genome assembly. NCBI's taxonomy places the organism in Eukaryota, Fungi, Glomeromycota, Glomeromycetes, Diversisporales, Gigasporaceae.
AAAUUCUUAAAUGAUAAUUUUCCAAAAUCCGCUGAAGGUCGAGUUUUUCAUAUUGGGCUUAAACCAGGCGAAAUUGCAAAUAGAAUAAUAGCUGUGGGUGAUUUGAGUAGAGCAAAAUUAUUUUUAAGGUGGUUGGACGCUGACACACCGAUAUUUAAACUAAAAAGUCGUCGAGGGUUUUUAACAAUCACCGGAAAGUAUAAGGGAGUUCCUGUUAGCAUUGCUGGAAUUAGGAUGGGUUUACCAAUGAUGGACUUUUUUGUUCGUGAAGCCAGAUCGAUAAUAGAUGGUCCCAUGAUUAUAAUAAGGCUUGAAACAUGUGGUGCUAUCGGUAAGGCUACUGGUGGCGAUGUAAUCAUAGCAGAAGGUUCUUUUUUGGUCACAAGGAAUUAUGAUUAUCUAACCUUUGAAAGUAAGGAGACUAUAAUUCAAGAUUGUGAAAGAAAUAAUCAAGACUAUGAAAUAAGAAUGAAAGAACAGCCGUACAGCAUAUCCGAAGUAAUCUAUGAUGACAAAGACAUUUGCAAUUUGAUUCGAAAACAAUUAAUAAAUUCAGGAAUCUCCAAUAGCCAAGUAUUUCAAGGUUUAAAUGAGACAACCGAUAGUUUUUAUUCUUCGCAAGGUAGACUUGACGAAAAUUUUGUGGAUUAUAAUAAAGAACUGAUCAAAUCUAUUUGUAUUAAAUAUCCGGAAGUGGGUUCAUUGGAAAUGGAAACUUUCAUGCUUUAUUUUUUAGCAAAAUGUAGCACUGACGCUCCAUACCGUUCUCAUCGCAAAGUUAGCAAUGAACUAAAAAAGGAACAAAAGACAAAAACCUGGGUCGAUCCUGAUAGGGCGAGUUAUUUAGAAAGGAUUGUUGGAGAAGCCGUUUUGAAAGCUUUGAUAGAGGUUAAAUUAGAUGAAGAGCAUAUUGGUGAUAA